AUGGUUCGUAUUAAGGAGCGAUAUUUGCUAGUCAAUAUACUCUACCCUGACGCGCUCAAGAACGUCAAGCCAAACGAACCGGACCUCGCCGUCCUUCACAAGCCGACAACGAAUGACUUGACACCCCAGGCUAUCCUAAGAGCAAUUCGGGAACAGGUCAGAGUAUUGUUUGGAGACUACGGCUCUGGUCUUAUCGAGCGAAAUCUCCUGGUCAAAUAUCUGUCUAAUGCUACUUCGACCUUCAUCCUUCGCGUUCAUCGGGAGCAAUAUCGCCUCGUGUGGGCGGCCCUGACUUUUAUGGAUGAGCUUCCCAUCAAGAAUGGGCAAGCCUGCACCUUUCGUGUUGUCCAUGUUGGAGGCACGAUGCGUAAAGUCGAGACAGCGGCGAUUCGGCGACAUAAGGCAUUGAAGCUCGCUGUGGAAAAGCAAAUGGCUGGCAAAGAAUCCGACGUGCUGGACACACUGUUUGGCUCCAGUGACUCUGCCCACCGCAUGCAGGGUGUGGUUCUUGACGCUGAAGAUGAGGAUGACAACGCCGGCGAAGUGGACGAGGAAGAGGAGGACGACGGCUGA
Molecule: messenger RNA, 573 nt
Organism: Pyricularia grisea
Lineage: Eukaryota; Fungi; Ascomycota; Sordariomycetes; Magnaporthales; Pyriculariaceae
Exons: 2
Coding region: 1-573 (190 amino acids)
Biological process (GO): tRNA 5'-leader removal
Cellular component (GO): ribonuclease P complex
Source: RefSeq, a predicted model, not a curated record